ACACGGCCCCGUUUUUCGAUCCCGUGUUGUGCCAGGAAUGGGAGUGACAAUGGCGGUUCCUCCAGUCCAUCGCCCUUUGGCGGUACCCGUGAGACGAUUAAAUAGCGUGGAUUUACCCACAUUCGGUCUCCCAAUCAAGGCAACUCGAAACGGACGUGUUGAAGUCU
This is a messenger RNA of Nannochloropsis gaditana CCMP526, 167 nucleotides long. RefSeq lists its product as uncharacterized. The transcript has a single exon. The record is from RefSeq and is a predicted model, not a curated record. The annotation marks the transcript as partial.